AUGGCACAGAGACACUAUCUCGAGUGCUCACCUCGCAGACGUCCCUUUGAGGAGCCUACCGGCAAGCGCUACACCGGACAAAUCCCUACCCCCGAGGCUCUCGAGCAACCUGGUGUCCGCCGCCGCCACAUCACAGAAUACAUCGCUUUCAUACGCCCUGAGAUCAGCCACAUCAUCACCGAGUAUGGCAGAGCGGCUAUCAAGAGAGUAUGCCAGGAACUUUACGCUACUGGCGUGCGAGCCACGCCGUCUCCUUGGUUUGGGCUGAUGUGCGAGCGCAUCAUGUGGAAGAUGUGCUUUGACCCGCUUGGGGACGAUGCUCCGGAGUGGCCUUGGGCGCAUGUCAAGUAUCCUUCUGUACUUGCGCAAGGCGAAGAGCCGAACGGGAUCUAUGCGCGAUACUGCCAGGAACGAAGAGUUCAAGAUGAAGGAACCGCACGAAUGAAUGCACAGCUCAAAGCGCAAGCCGACGCUGCAGCUGCCGCUCGCGCCGCUGACCCCAACAACAAAUACACCGUCACGUCUCCAGCGCCCCUUCAGAACAUCGGCGAGCCACUUAGGGUUGACCCAGAUCUCGACAUAAGAAGAGCGCUCUGGAACCUCACCAUCAGCAAGCCAUUCAACGAAUGCAACGCAGUCGGACCCUUCGAAGUUGAACCAAAAGUCCCACUGGAGUACUACGUCUUCAAAGACCUGGCGGCCAUCAAUGGGCUUUUGCCGGCUUGCAUAGCUGUCAAGUUGAACAUUACGAACAAGAGGGUCUUUGUCACAAUUGUCGAGUCUGCGCAAGUCAACCCCGCGAUUCCUGUGCGAGAGAUUCUGCUUGAUGUUUGGGAGGCUGUGCAGUCAUGGGCGGGCGCAUGGUGGGCUCUUGUGGAGAGAGAAAGCUCCUUUGCCAAUGCAGCACACUUCCUUCGGCCGCACUUGUCUCCGUUGCCGGGUGAGUCCUUUUCACCACCCGCAACUCAUCCUCAGAGCGACCCCCCAGAAGCCAACCACCAAUUCCAAUACCACUACACGAACUCGGCAGAUAUGGGGUCCAUACAGAAAUGGAUUACUCUCAAGGCGCAAGGCAGCAAGUACCGGCGAGAUAUUGCAUUCGCCCACGUCAAAAUUGACCUCAGAUACGGAUCUGACCAGCACGUAUGGGGCACCGUACUCGGAGCAGCUUGCGGACAGAGUCACGCCAGAGUCUGGGUCGUCGGACCGGAUACUCAGACUGACAUCGCCACACUGGCAUGGGAUCAAGUGAACUCCCUAAAGACAUUAAAGGAGCAUGCCUACACGGAUACCUUCCAAGAGUUUUCUAAGUUCCUCCACAGCACUCGGAAGAUGGAAGGUCAGAAGGCUAAAGCAUGGAAGUUUGACAGGGAUCGGCCACAGACUGUUCUCCUAUAUGUCGACCCCCUCAUGAGUGCCGAAUGCGCGCUCGCCAUGGUGGAAACAGUCCACUGGGCCACCGACAUCAGUCAUGCCACGCCCGUACGAGUCAUCACCGUAUCCAACGCUGCUCUUCCGGAUUCGCUGAAGCGGUUGAUACAUCACUAUGGUCACAGAAACAUCAAAAGGUUUAUUUUCAGCGGCCCUGAGGAGACACUGGACUUUUUGGAACGUGACUUGAAGGAUGAGGACGAGAAACAGGUCGUUGUCUGUUACUCUCCCUGGGAAUGGACCAGGGACUUACCUGUUGAGAAUAAAGUAUCAAUCCGGCGAAUGGCUGAAGACAACUCGCUGAACGACCGAUUGAAGGGCCUGGAAACAAUUCCUAGUCGUGAUAUCCGCACAUAUGAGCCCAAGCAGGUUGACAAGAACAAGUACGUGGUUACUAGCAAAGAAGACCGUAUUAUCCUUCAGAUCCCCCCAGGAUAUCGCCAGCCCUCUCGUCUUGACAGCUUUGAACAGGUCCAUCUGUGCCUGAGCCCCUUCCGCGAACAAGUCAUCUUCGAUCCACACACUGAGCGACUGGCCCGGAUGAGGCUGCUUACGUCCCAGGAAGAACGACGCGAGCAGGUUUCUUUGGCAUAUCGCACAGGCAAUGUACCCUUUCGAGUGGCAAUGUACUGCGAUGAAGGAACAGUUGACAACUUUGUUGAAUCCGGGUCACCUGAACGGCGUCUGAAGGUUUGCAAUGAACAUGCUCCGGGCUUCUUGUUGAGUCUUGUCAUUCUUAUGGACUGGGAGAUCGACAUCCUAAAGAUCAUCUCAUGUUUCUUUCCCACAGAGCAGCAGAAGUCAAUCGUGGACAAAAUCCAGUAUGGGUUCUUAUACCAGCAUGUUGCUCGUUAUGUAGCCGAAGACAGCGACGACGAGGAUGCCUACACCGCUGAAGAGGAUAGCAUCUUUAAUUCACUUGGAGAUUUGAUCGAAGACAGAGAAUCCAUUGUCCGACAGCUUCUACCGAUCCUCGAUUUUGACUAUCGCCUCGCUGUCUUCCUUGCGCGACCUACACAGUCUUGUAAGGUCUUCAAAGCCAAGCUUCAACUCGCCGCAAUCCUGACCGUGGGCAUCGACAAACUCUUCAAUUUCCCCCACAGAGGAACCAUGUCACAUGAAGAAUACAGGGAUUCUCUCAUUGAGGCGUGUCAUGGUUGGACCUCGCCGCUUGCGCAUACAGGCAGCAUGUGGCUCGCCGUGGGUUUAUGGAAGCAUGGCGCCACGAUAGUCGGAGACCACAACAUGGCUGACUUGAACGAGGUUAAAAUACCUGGGACUUCGGUGACCAUGAAUUUAGACGCCUUCAAUUCCGUCCAGCGGGUCCUCACUGCAUUAUCAAAUACCUUCAUCUCCUCAUUCAUCUCUGUUCUGCCUGACUUUCUUGCUGAGACCGUUGAGAUGGAUGACUCCGAAUGUGAAGAGAUCCAGCAACAUCUCGUGUGGGCUUAUAUCCAUCAGAUCGUGGAAACAAGGAAAUUGCCCGACGGCAAGAUUGUUCACCAACUGGGUGCCAGCUCCAGAGAGUUCCGAGGCGACUUUUGUAUCACGCUACCUCCAUGGGCGUUUGACGACACUGACUAUGACAAUCUGCUUGAGGAAGAUGGCUCGUGCGACGAAAACAUUGAAUGCAUCAUGGGUGUUUUCCACGGAAUGUCCCGGGAAUUUGGAAUGUCGAAUGUGUAUCUCGACGACUGGACAUAUAUCCCUGAGCCAGCGCUUCGGAACGUGUGCUUGGAAAUGGAGUACUCGGAUCUUCCAACUUGCGAACCCAACCUGCCUCGAGAUGAUGAGGAGGAACAGGCUCUCUCUGGUGGUUUUGAAUAA
Fusarium tjaetaba is the source of this 3258-nucleotide messenger RNA. RefSeq lists its product as uncharacterized. The transcript has 5 exons. Bases 1 to 3258 code for a protein of 1085 amino acids. The record is from RefSeq and is a predicted model, not a curated record. NCBI's taxonomy places the organism in Eukaryota, Fungi, Ascomycota, Sordariomycetes, Hypocreales, Nectriaceae.